Vairimorpha ceranae is the source of this 261-nucleotide messenger RNA. RefSeq lists its product as hypothetical. The transcript has a single exon. The record is from RefSeq and is a predicted model, not a curated record. The coding region runs from base 1 to 261 and encodes 86 amino acids. Lineage: Eukaryota; Fungi; Microsporidia; Nosematidae.
AUGUCUAUAAAAGUUUUAGUUCUUUUCUUAGAUUCUUCACUAAAUUUUCUUUUAGACAAAUACUGUUUGUUGCAUGCGGUUAUGGCUUUAUGUAAUUAUUUCCUUAUUAAUUCUAUAGUUUUAUUUUUAUUAAAUUUCAUUUACACACUUUGGAUGUCAGUCUUAGAUCGUUUUUUUUUCAAUCUUGACAAAACCGCCUUCGGGUUUUCUUUAAGCCAUACAACAAUAGAUGUCCCAAUGGGUCCCGAAAAAGAUUUUUAA